UCUUUUCAUUUGAUGUCUUGACUGUUGUUUGAGCUUCAACUCGAUGCAACUGACACAAAAAUGUUUAAAGUUUUUAGUAUUGAAUAAAAUGUGAGCAUCUUUUGGAAAAUAUUAAUUGAUUAUCAGUGAGGUGAUAAAAAAGUUAAUUUUGAAAAUUGUUAUUUGUUAAACUAUCUAAGCUAAAGCUUUUAAGCACAUGACACACAAGUGUAUCUAGUAUUUUACCUUUUUUUUGCAGCAAUAUUUUAAAUAAACAUCGCCCAACCGUUCUAUCUUAAUGUGGAUAUGUCUUUACCAUCGUCCGGUGAGACGAAAUAUCAAAAUUUAACUCCUGUACCACCAAUACCUCCACCUCCUUCACUUUCAUAUAAUCAUCAUCAUCAUCCACCGCCUGGUCAUCAUCCUCAACCAGUGCCGCCUCCUCAUCAUGCUGUCCCUCCACCACAGUCAGCUCAACACACUACGGGUCAUCCCCAUGGAGCUCCUCACGGUAUUUAUCACCCCGGACACCCACCAUGGUCACAUAACAUGGCCUACCCAUCGGGACACAUACCACCUCACUCUACCGGACCUCCAUCAUCACAUUCACCAUUCAUGUCCCAACAAGCACAACCACCAUCCCAACAGUUACAACAAGCACCUCAUCAACAAAUUCAGCCACCUCAGUCGCCGCUAUCGACAUCUGCUCAAUCUCCACACGGAAUGUCUAUUCAACCAAUUCAACAAGGUCAACCAUCAGGGCAGCCUAAUGCGCCGCCAUCAUCUCAUCCAUUAGGUUUUAUUCCCAAUUCGGGAAACAGUGGGCCAGUGCCACCUUCACCUCAUCAACAAAUGCAUGGUGCUUCCGUUGCAUUAUCUUCUCAGCAACCUCAACCAGGUGUACCUCAACAAUCUCAAGGACAGCCAAUUGGGCACCAAGUUGUCUCUGGUAGUGCUUCAAUGACCAAUUCCGAAAAUACUCCUUCAAAUGGAGAAAAAGUGACCAAAAAGAAGCGUAAACGGUGUGGUGAUUGUCCAGGAUGUUUAAAAAAGGAUAAUUGUGGUGAAUGUGGACCAUGUAAAAGUGUGAGAAGUCAUCAAAUUUGUAAAAUGAGAAAAUGUGACCAACUGAAGACAAAGAAAGAAAAAAGUAGAGAAUCUAAUGCUGCUGCAAACAACGGCGGCAUUAGAGAAGGUAAACCUUUGAGUGUUCAAGACGGUGGAUCCGCUAGUAGUGGAUCGAUAGAUGGUGGUGGGCCUGGAUCACGGCCAAAUUCAGUUCCUGGACCAGGUUCGGUCAGUGGAUCCGGCUCACGGCCAGGUUCAUCUAGUAUAAAUGGUACAAGUGCAUCUUCUCCUUUUCUUGUUAAUCAGAAUGAUGGAUCACAACAUUACCCACCUGCACCUCUUCAACCAGGUUCUGGAGCAAACGGUGUUACUCCAGGACAAGCAGCUACAGCACCCAGAAGUUUCCCUGAAUUUGGUCCCAAACAUUGGCCACCAGUGAAUCCAAUGUUCAGUGAAAACAACCCUGUAGAAGGGGCAUCGCCUUACAACAAUUUCACCGGUCAUCCAAUCACAUCAACCGGUCCUUUUAACGGUGAGACAAUCGGUGGUAUGGUUGUAGAUGUGAAACCAAACUUUGAAGAAGGCCUUAACUCUGGUUCUGUAGGAGUUGUACCUCAUUCGGCUCCUCCAGGAUCUGGUGUUUCAGAUAAUAAUAAUCGACAUCAACUUACCAAUAAUCGGUUAAAGUCUUUGAUUCAAAAUCGCCAGAGUAGUAAAGGUAGCUCUGGUAAUAAUGGAUCUAAUAAUCGAUCAACGGCCAAUGUAGUUGGUGGACAACCACCAAAUCAGCAAACUUAUUCACCUCAACAACAACAACAACCCCAAUCACAAUCCUCUAAUGAUUCUACUUCUAUUAGUUUUGUUUCAACCAAUUAUGUGAAUCAAAUGAAUCACCAAGGACAAGGUAAUAAUUCUUAUAUGAGUCAGGUUAACAGUGCUGGCACUGGUUUACCUGGCCGUGUGCAAGCAACACCACCAACUACCAAUUCUGAUAAUACUCCACCUUAUGUCCAAAUGACUUGGACAACAACUGAUGCUCAACAACGUAACGGUGAUGCUAGUAAUACUGGUCAUCCGCCAACUCCAACAACACCGUCCGCGGGUAGUGUUGAUGUUAAGCCCGGUCGUCGAACACCAUUUGCACCAUUAGAAACCUCUAAUGGUUUCUCCUUUGGUGCCAAUUCAUAUUCUCAGUAUGACCGUAAUACUCCAUCCGAAUCUACUUACUCGACUGAUAAUUCACGUGGUCAACAGCAACAGCAGCAACAACAACAACAACAAACUUUACCACCUCCAUCAACGCCGACAACGCAACAACAGCAGCAACAACAAUCAAGGCCUGCUAGUAAUGGGAAUGGGCAUCAAUUUUUAUCUCAAUAUGGUAACCAACAGUAUUCACCGUUGCCCAUGCUACAGCAACAUUCUGAUGGGUCAACCGAGAUUCAAUCAGCACCAUUUACUAACCAGUCACAUCCUAGUGCCACUUUACCCUCACCCGCUCGAAGUAAGACACCUUCGUCUGGCGGAGUAGGACUCGAGAUGGCUAGUAGUACAAACGGUUCUUCAAGAGAUCCUUUAACUAUAAAUAAUAAUGCUACCAAUAGUAAUAAUAAUAUAAAUAACAAUAAUAUUAAUAGUAAUAAUAAUAACAUUAUUAGUAAUAAUAGUAACAAUAUUAAUAACAAUAAUGGAUCUGGAGCACCACCGGGUAGUAAUAAUGGUACCAGUCCAAAUUCGCGAGACUCUUCCGGAAACAAUAGAGGGAUUGAAAAUGACGAGAAUGCCGCCUCAGCCGAUCAAUCAACACAGCCUUUUUUAUCGAAUACGACCACAUCUAUGAAUACAUAUACAAAUAUUAUCAGUACAUAUAACACUGGAUCUUCCGUGACGGGAUCAACAGUUUUCUACACCAACACUAACAACACUAGCAACAACAACAACAACAACAAUAACAACACCGUUAGUUCCAAUAAUAACUCAAGCUCAACGCCAAUGCCUUGUUCACCAAUCGAAGGUAAUCACACCAGUUAUUUGAUUAUACCUUCAUCCCAGCAACCAGUUUCAAGCUCAAACCAACAAUUUGGAUAUUUUACCGGAGCUGGUGGCCAUCAAUCUGUGAUAAUGACGAAUCCAUCUGAAGUAUCCGGCAACCUGGGACAGCAAACCGUCACAUCAAGCGGAACAUUGGGCAAAUCUUCAUUGACUUUAACAUCUUCAGGAGUUGGUCACGAUAUGGGCAUAGAAUGUGGUCGUUUAAAUGAUGAUAUUUCAUCAACCGGCUUUGGUGGUCUCCUUAUGGACCUUAACCCUUACAUUGUAAACAAAAGUGACCCUCCUUUCUUCUCUUCCUCUUCAUCAUUCAUCUCAUCAACCAAUGAAUCUCAACAUGUUCAACAUCACCUAAGUUACACAAACAGUUCACCAACAAAUCACACCGUCUUACCGCCAGUGUCAACCUUUCUUAUACCCAGUUUGCGAGACCACAGUUGGUGGGGAAGUGAUCGUAGUAUGAUGAUUAAACAAACCAAUCCUUAUGCAACUGAUUUAUUGCCAGUAAAUAAUUUAAUGGAAACUGAUCAUCGACAUCAGGAUUUAAAUUGUGAAUCACUGGAUUGUGGUGAUGAAGAGAAAGGUGAACGUGAGUACUCUCGCAGUCCAUCUACUUUGACAUCGUUAACAACUGCAUCCCUUACACAUUGAUAAUGACAAGUUUUUGAACAUAAUUAUAUAUAUAUAUAAAUAUAUAAAUUGAAAUUAUAAAUAUAUAUAUAUUUGAUUUGAUUAAAGCAAAGAAACAAAAAAAUAACUAAAAUGGAAAUGAGAGAUUCCAGCGUUUUAAUCACCGUUUCAAUCUCCCAUGUAUGCAUACAAUCAACUUGAUUUACGCAAAGCAAAAAAAAACAAAACCAAACACAUUCAUUUAAACGUGUACAACAAUCAUUGAAUCGCAUCCACAUCCAAAACACACAAACACACAUUCACUUCAUCCAAAAAUCAAUUUGAAUGUUUCAUCCAUAGAGAGAUGUAUUUGAAGCAACAGAUUUUUUUAUACAUAUAUCUGCCACUCUAUAUAAAAAAUUAUUGAUGAUUUACAUCAUGUGAGCAAAGAAACAAAAAAUCAAGACAUUAAAUGUUAUUCAACAAAAUAAUUCAAGAAACUCCCUCCCUGUUGAUUGAAAGUAAUGCAAGCAACAAAACAAAUCUACCAAUGAUGAUAAUGCUGAUGAUGAUCUUCCUGCGAGUAACGGAUUUAUGCAACUUAUAUACAAAGUGUCUGCACCAACCCAAAGUUUCCAAAUGUUUCAUCUGAUUCUCUCUCUAUUUUCAUCUCUUUGCCCAUCUCUUCACCCCUUUUAUUAUGUUAUUAUUUGAAUGUCUUUUGAUUUGUCAUAAUUUUCAUUCUCGCUCCUUGUCCCCUCUUUGCUUGAUCACACACACAAUUAUACAUAUUAUAUCAAUUGUUUUUAUCCAUUUUGUUUUUUUGUAUCACCAUAGAGUGCAAAAAGAGAGAAAAAUGGAGGUCGUUCUCAUUAAUUGAACACAGCCAUGUUUGUCCUUCUUUCUUCUCUCUUUUACUUACAUCUCUAUUCACUACCACCUCCUCCUCCUCCUCCUCCUCCUUAUCUUCCUCCUUCUUCUUCUUAGUCUUUUCUUCUUCUUCUCUUUACCGAUCAUUGGAUUACGCACUUUUUUGAGAUACACACAAGACACAAGCAAAAACAGUAAGAUUCAAGCAACUCUAACAAAAAAUAAUGCAAAAUCUCGAUCAAGAUGGAGAUUGCAAUUUUUCGCAUCUCUGAAGUUCUUCUUCUUCUUUCUUCUUUUCUUCAAACCAACCAUGUGAUGAUGAUGAAGAUGCAUCUACAAUUUGAGUGCCACACAAAGUCCAUCUCUUCUCUUCUUCUUCUUCUUCUCCUCUUUCUCUCAUCUUUUUUUCUUUCUCUCACUCUUGGAAGGAAACAAAUCAAUUUUCAUACUAGUAAAUAAAAAAAAAGUCUUUUUAUCAUGACAUGUCAAAGGUUAUACGACAAAAUAAAUAUCAAUCUUUCAAAAGUUAAA
Messenger RNA from Tetranychus urticae (two-spotted spider mite), 5106 nucleotides. RefSeq lists its product as uncharacterized. NCBI's taxonomy places the organism in Eukaryota, Metazoa, Arthropoda, Arachnida, Trombidiformes, Tetranychidae. The record is from RefSeq and is a predicted model, not a curated record. Gene Ontology annotation, cellular component: nucleus. Gene Ontology annotation, molecular function: methyl-CpG binding; zinc ion binding.